Messenger RNA from Parastagonospora nodorum SN15, 324 nucleotides. RefSeq lists its product as hypothetical. NCBI's taxonomy places the organism in Eukaryota, Fungi, Ascomycota, Dothideomycetes, Pleosporales, Phaeosphaeriaceae. The record is from RefSeq and is a predicted model, not a curated record. Bases 1 to 324 code for a protein of 107 amino acids. The transcript is spliced from 3 exons.
AUGCAGUUCUCCAUCACCACCAUCAUUGCUGCUUUCGCCGCCGUCGCCAUGGCUGCGCCAUCCGCCGCUGCUGGCUCUACCUCGAUGGUCGUCCGUGACACUUCGGCCGUCAGCGCCCUGCAGGCCCAGGCCGAGACCUUCCUCGCUGCUAAGGAGGCUGCUGGCUGCUCCAAGCUCAAGUGCAUUGCUGCUCUCGCUCCCACUGCCGCCGCUUGCGCUGCUGCUCUCGCCGAGGCUGGCCUGAACCCCCUUGCCGACGCCGCUUGCCUGGCCACCCUUGCCAACAGCGUCUUCAACGUUCCAGAGCCCUGCAAGGGUUGCUAG